This is a messenger RNA of Podarcis raffonei (Aeolian wall lizard), 2059 nucleotides long. RefSeq lists its product as uncharacterized. Bases 298 to 1449 code for a protein of 383 amino acids. NCBI's taxonomy places the organism in Eukaryota, Metazoa, Chordata, Lepidosauria, Squamata, Lacertidae. The transcript is spliced from 5 exons. The record is from RefSeq and is a predicted model, not a curated record.
GGGUAUCUGCAAGGCAGCCUUGGCUUGGGAAGUUGGUGAGACAAGCAGGGAAGGGCUUGGAGGAGCGGAAGCAGAUCGGGACCAGGGGAAGCCAUCCUGGUUUAGCUCCCCUGCGGAGGGGAGCAGAGGGAGAGGUCCAGCCUGUCUCCCCUCGCCUAAGCUUGCGUGCGCAAGGUUUUCUGUCGCGUGGCGGCGGCGGAUGAUUUCGCAGGGGCGCAAGGACCCGAAGUUCUCGCUGAUGGAUCUGCGCAAAACUUUUACCCAUGGGUAACAAAGGAGUCCGGAGCAAAUUCACCAAUGAUUGAAAAACAAAAAAAAAACAACCCAAUAACUAAUAAGACUCAAAGACAGUUUGUUGUUAGUUUCAACACAAUGAGCCGCCGUGGAAACAACUGGGCCUACACUGAGGUCAUUGACCUCCUGGAUAUAUGGGGAGAGCAGAAGAUUCAGAAGCUGCUUCAGAGCAGCUACAGAAAUAUGGACACCUUCCAAGUCAUUGCAAGCGAGAUGGCCAAGAGGGGACACGAGCGUACUGCCCAAGAGUGCCGGACCAAGACUAAAACAAUGCGUAGGGAUUACAAAAAGGCCAAGGACAACCCCUCCUCGCUGGGCGGGCGCAUGACGUGCCCUUUCUAUGAGCAGCUCGAUAGGAUAUUGGCCGGCGAUUCCGGCUUCCAGCCCCCAAGGAGGCUACCGCAUGCUGCUCUGCCAGAGGAGUCGUCGGGGGAUACCAAUUCCCCUUGUCCCCUGGCGGAAGGAGCCGUUCCCGUGGUGCCCGAGGACUAUAGCGAGAGUCCGGAUCAGUUUUCCCCAUGCACACAGAUCGCUGUGGAGAUCUCCGACUCUGCCACACCCAGUCCCAUGUUCUACAUGACGAGGGCGGUUUCCGCGAAGCCUGCAAGCAUGUCUUGGCCAGCAGCAAAAGCUGAUCAUCCGGCUCCAUCCCUCUCCUCUAUGUUCCUCAGUAACCCUGGCAGCUCAUCAACCAAAGGUUCAAGAAUGGAUGCAACGGUGGCCCCUUCGUCAGCUCUGUUGCCCAACUGCCCGACUCUGUCUUCCGAAGGGCGGCUGACCAGAGUCCGAAAGCGCCAAAGAAAAACCAGGAAUGACUUGGUCAUGGAAUUGUCGCGAAUAGCAGACAGGAGGGUACAGACCGCAACUGACAGAAUCCUGUCUUCCUUGAACCGGUAUGCCACCGCAGACCUUCAGGACCGAGAGAGGGACCGGGCCGACACGGCGCAAAUCAUUGCCAUCAUGCAUCGCCAGACAGAACUGCUGGAAUCGCUGGUGCAGAUGCAGUCUGUCGAGCAGACGCCGGUGUCCCCUGCACCCUCGUGGCACCCUCGGCCACGCUCCGCCAUCUCUCCCCCCUCCCGUUCGGGUGUCCCCAGGAGGACACUGGUGCCCCGGGUGAACCACAGGCGGAGACCACAGAAGUACAGCCCUUAACUGUACUGCUGAGGAAGAGGGUUUCCUAGUUAAAGUUGCUGGGUGCUACUGGAACAAUAUAUUGAGAGCCUACACCCAAAGGCAUUUGUAUUAACGGCUGGAGUUUCUAAUGCUAGAAUAGGACAUAAACAAUGAGGCAUAAUAUAUGCUACUGAAGCCUCAGUCGUGUACCCAUUCUCCUGAAAACGAGCCCGCUUGAACUCAAUGGGACUUACUUUUGAGUAGUUAUGCAUAGCGUUGUACUCUUAAGUGUUUGGAUUUAGAUGCUCCGGAAGACUGUUUUGUAGCAUACGUUCCAAAGACACCAAGAUUAAUUAUCUGGUUCCUUAUUGGCCCUGUGGGUUAGACACUUAGGUGCUAAAAAACUUAAUGGGUCCUCGCCUAAUUGUGUUGAUGGCCAAUGCCACCCCCCCCUCCACAUCUCCCUUUUUUAAAAUUUUGUAUUCCCUGAAACAUCAUUUAAGUUUUAAACUCUUUGCCCCCUGUUUUAAUUAAAAACACCCUGUUACCGCCUGGGAGGAGGCAUAAACAUGCAAUGGUUGGGGUGAGCUCAACAGUAGUUCUUCCAGUGGUGCAACAAUAAAGCUUGCUAGCACAUUUGCAAAGCUAA